This is a messenger RNA of Letharia columbiana, 795 nucleotides long. RefSeq lists its product as uncharacterized. The coding region runs from base 1 to 795 and encodes 264 amino acids. NCBI's taxonomy places the organism in Eukaryota, Fungi, Ascomycota, Lecanoromycetes, Lecanorales, Parmeliaceae. The record is from RefSeq and is a predicted model, not a curated record. The transcript has a single exon.
AUGCCGGUCUCGCAGGAUCCUUCCUUCACCACCAUGCCGCGAGAAAUCCGAGACAUGAUAUACGACCUCUGUCUCGUAUACCCCGUAGAGCUCGCAGUCCUUCCCUCGCGUCGUGACAGAGACGACAUCGCUACAGGCAGCGCUCUCGGAUGGCCGUCUGCUCCCUUACUCGCAGUCAGUUCGAUGCUUCGAGCUGAGGCGGCCCACGCUUUCUACGGCAAGAACAGAUGGAUGCUAUCUUGCAUGAUACUAUCUGACGAGGAGCCGGAGGUUCCGCUACCGGCCCUGUUCUGGUCUCACGUGCGCCACGUGUCGGUUAGGUUCGACUGCGACGUGGUCGAUCCAACAGAGAUGGGGAGGAUAUCUCGGGAGCUGUUCACGGGCCAGAACGCCUCUCUCGCGGAUGUUGCGCGCACCACGGCAAUCCAUGAAGAGCGCAAGGAACACCUCGUGGAGGUUUGGGCGAAGAUGUGCCGUGCUCUUGACAUUUGGAACUUACAGCUCGUGUCGCUGCAGAUGGACUUUACGCAUUGUUAUUGUCCCAGCGGAUGCUGUCGGAUGAUCUCGGAUGCUAACGUGGAAGCACUUAGUUGGAUUCGCCCUUCGGAGCCUCCAGAAAAGACCGUAUCGAUUGCAACAGGCUUGAUCAGUGAGGCGGAGCAGGCUCAUAUGCAUCUGAUGGGUCGAAAGUGCAAAAAGUGCGUCGAUACUCCCUGGGAAGACCGGAUGACGCUCGAAAAGUUGUAUUGCAGAGACCCCUUACGGUCACUUUUGGGAGUGAGAGGGAGGAAUUAG